AUGGCCAAUACAUCUCAAAUACCAUUCUUACUAGUUAAAUCACUUGGUUCACUUGAAUAUGGAAAAUCAUUUUUAAAUCAACCACGUGGUAUUGCUUAUCGACCAUCGGAUUCAUUAUUGUUUAUUGCUGAUUCAAAGAAUGAACGUGUUGUUGCAUUUACAGAUGAUAAUAAAUUGGCUAAAAUUAUAAGUCAUUAUGGAACAAAAAAUGGCUUAGCUGUUAUGAGUAAUGAUCAGGUGUUAAUGAGUGAUGAAUUACAAGUAUUAAUAUUGAGUAAUGAUCUUCGUUUGACACGUACAAUUGCUUGUGAUGAUAUUCAAGCUGGUUUAACCAAUUAUCAAGGUAUUUGCGUUGAUGAACACGAUUUAAUUUAUGUGUGUGAUCAAGCUAAUCGACAAAUCAAAGUCUAUGAUCCAAAAAGUGCAAAUCUUGUACGAUUUUUUGGAGACAAAAAUUUAUUUAGUUCACUUGCAUAUUGUACAGCAACAAAUGGUCAUAUUUAUAUUACAGAUCCACAAGGUUCAUGUGUUCAUAAAUUUACACUUGAUGGAAUAUAUGUAAAACGUUUUGGUAGUGAAACAACAUCGGUUUUUCCUCAUCCUCUUUCAAGUCCUCGUGGUUUAACAGCAUUACCUAAUACACAUCAAUUACUUAUUGCUGAUUCUCAUAAUGAUCGUUUGGUACUUUUUGAUGAAGAUGGUGAAUUUCAAGAAGUAAUUACAGGUGGUAUAGAAUAUCCAGAAUCAUUAGCAACGAAUAACAAUGGCAAUAUAUUUGUUGCUAUGACCGAUCGAAUCGAUGUAUUUUCUCGAAAAAACUAA
This is a messenger RNA of Adineta steineri, 822 nucleotides long. NCBI's taxonomy places the organism in Eukaryota, Metazoa, Rotifera, Eurotatoria, Adinetida, Adinetidae. The record is from the annotation of a GenBank genome assembly.